This is a messenger RNA of Scutellospora calospora, 122 nucleotides long. NCBI's taxonomy places the organism in Eukaryota, Fungi, Glomeromycota, Glomeromycetes, Diversisporales, Gigasporaceae. The record is from the annotation of a GenBank genome assembly.
UCUGAAAAUCGAUGAUAGAUGGGAUGUAGAUAUCCCAGAACAAGCCUUAAAAGAAGUAUUCUUAGGACAGGAUGUAGCUGAGAUACUUAGCAGGAGAAAACUACACAUUCGAGGCUUAACAA